AUGAUCACUCUGAAUGGUUCCGAGGUACUUGUGGUUGUUGAUUAUAAGAAUGAACUCCUCAAGACAUUUUCACAGUUUGGAAACGAUGAACUGAGGAUGGACGGGGUUCCCUAUCGCCUUUGUAAACUGACAAACGGGAAAGUUGCCCUAACGUUUCCCCUGUCGCGAGAGAUACAGAUUAUCUCCCUUCAACGUAUGACGGUUGUCCAAGUCAUCCCCACAGAGAAGAUGUAUGCCGGUAUAACAUCCGUUCCCAAGAUGAAAAAUGUGUUAGCUGUGGGCACACUUCGUGAGGAACCUGCUUCAAUUGACUUCAUUGAUAUGAAAGGAUCUGUUUUAAAAUCAUUCCAACAUGAUCAGUUUGGUAAUGCAAUAUGCAUCACUCCAAGCUUCCUGGGCUCUACACCAAGUGGUGACAUCCUCAUCUCAGAUCAUUCAAUGCACGCGUUAAUAUGCAUAUCUCAAAAAGGAGAUAUUCAGUGGCGUCAUCAACCACACAAAGGAGAAAACUUUCUUGAAGACCCGGUAGGUGUGGCCUGCUUCAACGGAGAUGUUUUCCUCGUGGACAGACUCAAGGGGUGUGUGUUUCUGUUCACUCACCGUGGAUGGUGCCAUGGCCCCGUGAUCGAAACCAGCAACAUAUUCAGCGAGCCGUUCAGCAUCUGCACCGACAGGAAGGGCACCGUCUACGUGGGUAUGGGUGAUGGUGACAUCCAGGUGUACCCGGAUGGAGGGACGGCCGAGAUGACCACCUUCCGGACCGUCAUCGACCUACCUCGCCGGCAGCGCAUCACCUGA
Molecule: messenger RNA, 798 nt
Organism: Haliotis rubra (blacklip abalone)
Lineage: Eukaryota; Metazoa; Mollusca; Gastropoda; Lepetellida; Haliotidae
Exons: 1
Coding region: 1-798 (265 amino acids)
Source: RefSeq, a predicted model, not a curated record